GAUUUUUCAAGUAGGAAAUCGUAAAACUCCGAUUUUUUUUUUCAGCUUUGCGUGUUCCGGUGUUCGAAACAAAGCAGACGGAAGUAUAAAAAUAGAGCAGAAAACUUGGCUUUGUUUUUUCAAAAAAACGGCAGGUGGAAAGGGCGGCGUCGAACACCUCUCCUCCCCCGCCUCCGCGAGUCCGCGUGCUUCGCCUGCGGCGAGACGCCUGAGAUCUCCGGCCGCCGCCGCACUCCGCACUCCGCAGCAGCAGCAGCGGAAGCUAGUGUGCUCUCUUCGGGUUCGCCGGCUGCGCGCCCUCAUGGCCGGCUCCACCGCGGUGCUGGCCGUCAUCCUGGUCGUCGACGUCGUCGCCUUCGGUCUCGCCAUCGGCGCCGAGCAGAGCCGUCCCACGGCGAGGGUGGAGACGGACGCGAGGCGGGAGUGGACCUACUGCGUGUACCGCCCCGACGCGGCCACGGGGCUGGGCGCCGCCGCGCUGGCGCUGCUGCUCGUCGGCCAGGCGGUGGCCGCCGUCUCCAGCCGCUGCUUCUGCUGCGGCGCCGCGCUCCGGCCCGGCGGCGCGCGCGCCUGCGCCCUCAUCCUCUUCCUCUCCUCCUGGUUGACAUUCCUCAUCGCGGAGUCGUGCUUGCUGGCUGGGCUGGUGCAGUCUGCCUACCACACCCGCUACCGCACGGUCAUCUUCGAGAACCCGCCGGACUGCGAGAUGGUGCGGCGGGGCACGUUCGGCGCCGGCGCCGCCUUCUCCCUGAUCACCUGCGUGCUCACCGGAGCCUACUACUACUACUUCUCCAAGGCGCGGGUCUCCUUCCACCGCCGUGAAGCCACCAUUGGCAUGAACCCAUUCAGCUGAACACCUGAGCCAGUGAGCCAUCACCUCACUCGGAUCUAGUCUCUGCUAGUCUGUUAUUACAAUGAAUAUUCAGAGGGACAAAAUCACUGUGAAAUACUGCAACAGUUUUGGUAACUAUGUAAUGUAUUCUCUUAGGGGUUUUUUCUUUUGCACAUAUUUGUGUUUAGUCUCUUUGUGCAAAGGAUUUUGUCAGUUGUUUGCCUGUGGCUGCCUGCUGCCGGUGCUUCAUUUGUCGUUACCCAUUUGAAUUUUUUGAGC
Oryza brachyantha (malo sina) is the source of this 1111-nucleotide messenger RNA. RefSeq lists its product as uncharacterized. Bases 302 to 853 code for a protein of 183 amino acids. The record is from RefSeq and is a predicted model, not a curated record. The transcript has 3 exons. NCBI's taxonomy places the organism in Eukaryota, Viridiplantae, Streptophyta, Magnoliopsida, Poales, Poaceae.